Messenger RNA from Podarcis lilfordi (Lilford's wall lizard), 22031 nucleotides. The record is from the annotation of a GenBank genome assembly. NCBI's taxonomy places the organism in Eukaryota, Metazoa, Chordata, Lepidosauria, Squamata, Lacertidae.
AUGUACGACUACGACCAGAGCACCGCCUUCCUGGGCGAGUGGGGCCCCUUCCAGCGCCUCAUCUUCUUCCUGCUCAGCGCCAGCAUCAUCCCCAACGGCUUCAACGGGCUCUCGGCCGUCUUCCUCAUCGACACCCCCGAGCACCGGUGCCGGGUGCCGGCCAGCGCCAACCUGAGCCGCGAGUGGCUCAACGCCAGCAUCCCGCUGGAGGAGCGCGGCAGGCGGCAGGUCCCGUCGCGCUGCCGCCGCUACAGCCUGGAGGCCCUGGCCAACUUCUCCGCCCGCAACCUGGUGCCCGGGCGGGACGUCAACCUCAGCCAGGUGGAGCAGGAGAAGUGCCUGGACGGCUGGGAGUACAGCCGAGAGCCCUACCUCUCCACCAUCGUCAGCGAGGUAGGGAGGCAAGGAGGGGCGGCUGCUGGCGAGGUGGCCUCUUCUGGACGGGGCAUGGAGAGGAGAGCGCGUGGCUGGGACUUGAGCGGCGCUCGAUCAGCCCUGAAGUUCACGGGGUGACCUUGGGCCAAUGGCCGGAUCACCCCGUGAACUUUCCUAGCCCCACCUCGCAGGGUCGCUUUAGAAACCUUGGACGCCUCUCGGGGCUCCUCAGAGAAAGGGAUCGGAGGGCAGAAACCCAAGAGACCUAAGGAGAGCGAUGCUUUCAGAAGCCUCAGUUCGUUGUGUCAUUCCAUGCCUGCUCUGUUACCAACUUGACAUGUCUUUGGCAUUUUCCCUGCUGUGGUCGUUUCUUUAAAAAAUUAACCUGCCAGGCACUUCUUGGUGCACUUGCAAGAUCUCUCUUCUUCUUCUAAAACUCAGGUAUCCAUCAAAUUCCGAGAUCGCCCUGGCCCAUGCGUGAUGGGGGGGUGCCCUUUCUUCAGCUCCCCUCUCUCUUCUCUAGGUCACCUCCCUUUUUAAAGUGAGCAAAUAAGUCCAAACUUGCUAUCUAUUCCUAUGGUGCCAAACAUGACCAGUGGCUCCUUAGCUUCUCAUGUUCGUGACAGAUACUUCUUGGUUUUUACCCCGGGAAUGCAGGAGGAAGGAGGAAUAGCCUGAGUGACUUCUGCCACACAGGAAACAGAAUGAGAAGUUGGUAAUGCCCAGGCUUGUUGUUAAAGAAAGCUUUAACACAAUAACAUAAACAGAGUCCUUCUGGGCCAGGCCAAAAGCCCAUCUAUUUCGGUCUUCUGUUCUUACAUUGGCCAACUAGAUGCACUUCUGGGAAGCCUACAGGCAGGACAAGAGCACAACAGCACUCCCCUCAGUUUCCUUUUCAUUCCUAUGUUGACUCUCCCUGCCAUAGAGUCCUGUGACUUUUAUGGAGAAGUAACUUUUAGAGGAAGAAAAGAAAACCAUCAGAACAAAAUUGGAAUAAUGGCAAUAUUAUAUCCCAGUAAACACAUUAUUCUUCGUUGACAGUGAUUCUAACUGGCUUACUUUAAAGUUACUUUAAAGUAAGCUAGAACAUAUAUUUGCAUGUAGAAUGCUUUCUUCUCUCUCUCUCUCUCUCUCCCCCUGGCAAACAGAAAUGAGGGCAAUUUGAAUUACUCCAGUCAAGAUUUUGUAAUUGUUGUCUAGUAGCUUGUCGCACAGUGUGCGCAGCUGGAGCUGCUGACAAAUUGCUACAGAUUUAUGGCAGAAGAACUUAAUAGUAGUAUGAUUUAUGAAGCCACAUAACAAAGGUCACUGUUCCAAACAUUCCCUGGCAUGUGAUGAGAAUUGAAAGGCCAUUCAUUUUAGGGUUCAUUUGGGUGCUGCAGUUGGGUUUAGAGUUAUUAGUAGAUUAUGAGGGGUUGGACUAUGACCCUCUUGGCCCCUACCAACUUUACCAUUCUGUGAUUUUACCUACCUACUCAUUUAUUUGUAUAUCCAAGAAAAGCAUGGAAAAUAUAGUGCAGUAUUGUCCAAUAACAAUGAACACGUCCACACGUACAAUUGUUCUAUUACUUGCUAAAUUACUGCAGGCAAUAGCUUCCUUCAGUACAAUACAGAGAAAAUUUGCAUGCUCCAUUACUUCUUUUUGGAAAAUUGCAGAAGGAGCAGAGACAGUGGAACUGGCAUGUUACUUUCCCAUACUUAGAAACAUGGGAAGCUGCCUUAUAACAAGUUAAACCAUUGGUCCAUCUAGCUUCCUGUGGUUAAUACUCACUGGCAGGCUUGCAGCAGCUCUGUUGGAUUUCAGACUGGGGAGAUUUGCAGCUCUAUCUGGAGAUGCUGGGGAUUAAAUCUGGAACCUUCUACAUGCAAAGCAGUUGCUCUACUACUGAGCUACAUCCUGUGCAUUUCAUAUAUCUAUCUUGUUUUUAUUCUUAAGAAAAUAUUUAGCUCUUUAAUUAUAUAAUAGUUGUAGUCAACCUUAAAUUAUAAUUGUAGUUAACCUUUAAAUGGGUUGAAAUGGUUAAAAGAAAAUUGAGGAACAUGCUUUUCCCAUAGCUUUGAAGUAGUUUAAGUUCUUAUGUGCUUUGGGUUUAAUUAUCUCAGAUUAAAACAAAUGUGUUCUGGCACAUCACUCUUAUGCCUAUUUACUUGAAAGUAAGCAUCACUAGUUACAGUGGAACUUACCUCAAAGUAUUAUGUUAAAGUUGGAUAGCAUUAUAAGUUUCUGUAAACAAACUUUUCCAUGUGUAGAUGUGUAGCAUUUUCUGAGUCAGUACUUUUACAUACAUAGUAACUUAGUAAAAUAUUUUACUAACAUAUGCCGAAAGUUUGCAUAGUCCAUAGCACUGCUUGAGAGUAUCAGAUCUACACAGUCUAGAAACUGCUCUUGAUUGACCCUGUAUGCAAAACUUGUUUUGCACAAUCACAGGAGUUGGAAUGGACCAAAGGUCUGUUUCGUUCAAAACCCUGCUUCAAGGCAAAAUUGUUCCCUCUUCCUCCCACCUCCAUCCUACCUACGUAAUUCUGACUGCAGUGUCCACAACCAGGGAACAAGUGCUCUUCAGGAAGGAGAAAUAUGUUUCAGUUCAGACCGUUAAUACUAGCCUUAGCUGAUAGAGGUUCAGGGCCCAUGGGCGUAGCUGGGGGGGGUAGGGGGCAACCCCCACAAUCAAAUAAACCAAUGCAAAUAUUUAACUACUUAACAAACUGAGGUUCUGCCUCCCCUAACAUAAAUCCUGACUAUUCCCAUGUCAGGUCCCCUUGUUUGGUGGUGACUACUAGUCAUUACAGGGACGCGGGUGGCACUGUGGGUUAAACCACAGAGCCUAGGACUUGCUGAUCAGAAGGUCGGUAGUUCGAAUCCCCGCGACGGGGUGAGCUCCCGUUGCUCGGUCCCUGCUCCUGCCAACCUAGCAGUUCGAAAGCACGUCAAAGUGCAAGUAGAUAAAUAGGUACAGCUCCGGCGGGAAGGUAAACGGUGUUUCAGUGUGCUGCUCUGGUUCGCCAGAAGCGGCUAAGUCAUGCUGGCCACAUGACCCAGAAGCUGUACGCCGGCUCCCUCGGCCAAUAAAGUGAGAUGAGCGCCGCAACCCCAGAGUCGGUCACGACUGGACCUAAUGGUCAGGGGUCCCUUUACCUUUACCUUACUAGUCAUUACAAAGUGCAAAUAGAUAAAUAGGUGCCUCUCCCAUGGGAAGGUAAACGGCGUUUCCGUGCGCUGCUCUGGUUUUGCCAGAAGCCGUUUAGUCAUGCUGGCCACAUGACCUGGAAGCUGUCUGCGGACAAAGGCCAGCUCUCUCGGCCUAUAGAGCGAGAUGAGUGCCGCAACCCCAAAGUCGUCCGCUACUGGACCUAACGGUCAGGGGUACCUUUACCUUUACUAGUCAUUACUGUAUGGCUAUCCUCUGCCUCCAUAGAGGCAGUAAUGCUUAUGAAUGCCAGGUGCUGGAUACCCCAGAAGGGAGAGUGUCCUUGUGCUCAAAUCCAGCUUGCGGGUUUCCCACAGGCAUCUGGUUCAGCAAUGUGAGAACAGGAUGUUGAACUGACUGAGCAGCUCUUCUGAGAGGGAAGAGCAGUGGAUCAGUGCUGAUGCAGCUGAUGCCACCACUGACCAGCCAAUCACCACCUCCAUCCCAGCCCCUAUGAUUCUAGGGGUGCUGCUGUCAUAUUGCUGUUGCAGCAUAGUGGCAGAAACACUCCUAAAGCGUUUCAUGUGCCUCAGUCUGAAGAAGGGUCCUUUCUAAGAGUGAACCAUUGUGGACAAAGUGGCUUGGAGAGCACGUGUUUGCAGUUCCACAGUUUACUACUGGGAAACAUCAAACUGUAUUUGUGACUGCAAAGUGACAUCAGUCCAGGCACUUUGUGGGACUACCUUGCUCAUGGAGGAAGGAACCCAUGUUCCUUAGAGCAAGACAUGGGUGAGAUUGGCCCAGAGGGCCUUUAGCAGCAUCCACACAGCAACAGGAAGAGCAUAUUGUGGCAGUGGCUGCAGAAGAGCAUGGAGACAGGUUGAUGUCAGCUGGUCUGUCUUGUUUAAAGAUGCAUAACGUCUUGCAUACUGUUAAAUUCAGGUUACACAAUUAAAAGUAGAUCUGAUACUCGUGCACAACAAACCAGCUUUUAUUCAGGGGGCUGGACCUGGACUUUAUUCAGUAAGGAAAGCGAUAGGAAACUGCACUGGAUAUUGUAGGACAACAGCUGCUUGGCACAGCGUCCAGGCAAACAAAUUGGGUUGUAUGCUCAAUAAACAGACAACAUCAUAAUGAACUUUCCACAAACUUUAUUGAACAUUAGGUCAUCUGAAAACAACCUUUGUAUUCAGAAAGGAUCACAUACUCAAAAAGCUUGAAAAUUUCAGUCUUCCAUGUCCCCUGGUACUAGCAAAUGUAUGCAGUGCUCAAACUGAACCCAGUAAGACCUCAAAUUCCAUGGCUAGAAUCUGGCUCAGAAGUUAUUAUGUUUGCUAGCUAAUCCUUCUUGCAAUUCACUGUAGGAGACCAUGUCAGUGCAAGAGCCAAGGAGGCAGUUCAUACUAGGGAUAAUUCAGUGCGAUGAAAUACAAACCAGGCAAAGGCUAUUUGACUAUUCACUUACUAGAAUAAUUCAAAGCUUUGGGGGGUUUAUAUUUAAAAAAACCUCUUAACCAGGUAUGCAGCGUUCAUAUUUUUAUAUUAUUUUUGUUAUUUUCUUAAUAAUUCCAGCAUUAUAUUUGCUAUGCUUCCACGAUCUGUGGCCUUUUUCAGAUCCAGGGCCCCACUGUUAACUGCAAUCUGCAACAUGAAGCCCACAUUUACCUUUUUAAAAAUAUACAUGGCCACCUUCCUGCUUUUCUUUCUGAGGGUAUGAAGUGCGCUGUAUGCUUGUCCCAUAUAGUUCAUAAUAUUGUGGGUGACAGAUGAAUGGGUUGCGUGUCCAGGGAAGAAUGAAUACCAUCUUACAAGAAGGAGUAGCAUCAGAGCCUCAAAAGAUACUGUAAGACUACUCAUGAAGAAACCUUCUUAGGAUCUGGAUUUUAGGAUUUUAACGCCUAUUGGCUUGUCACAUGUGAAAUGCUCUUCCCAGGGACUCUUACGCUCCUUUGUAUCUGGCCACCUAGAGUGACUUUAAGAAAUGUUUUAGUAAUAUUUACAGGGCUUGUGGUAAAAUAUAAAUAGUACAAUUCAAUCCAAUAAUCCCUCUUGUAUGUCCAUUCAAGACGGAAGAUUCCGAAAUUACAUACGUACACACAGACAUUAAUGCAAUAUUGGGAGGGGUUUUUUGCCCCACUUUCACGACCUGAAAUCUACAAAGGUGAGUUAGGCAAAAUAUGUAUAUGCCCAGCACUAAUUUAAGGAAUUUAGCCUUCCCUUAUCAGAAUACUUCUAGAGUUCAGUCCUAAACACAUUUACUAAGCCCCAUUGAACACAGUGGGACUUACCUUCGAAUAAAUAUUCGUGGGAUUAUGCUGUUGCACUGUGUAGUCUCCUAUAUUACAUUCCUUUAGUAAUGUUUUAGAAAUAUGAACUCUGCUUGUCUCAUAAAUAAGUGAGACAAGCAGAUAUAAAUAUUUUACAGUUUGCCAUAUUCCAUAGGAUCUUAGUUUGGACCCUGGAGUUUCAUCAAAUAGGACAAAGUCUAAUAUGAAUGGCACACAAUCUUAUGUAAUUAGUACAAAGGGACUGGGGAAAUGGUGCAUUAUAUGCCCAUGCACUGAGUUCAGCAUAGUGUAUAAAGAUAACAUAAAAGCAUCUAGGAAACACAGUUCCCUUUAACCUACUUACAUUUCUUCUUUCCUGUAAAGCCAUGCCCCACCCUACAUACAAGUCUCUACCCAUAAGUAAUAUAUGCUCUUUGCCCUAGUUUUCAGAACUUCCAUAUACCUACUCCUAUCCUUGCCUCAAAUGACACUUAUAAAAGAAACAAAAAAAUUGUAUAGCUAGGUAAAAGCGCAGUUGGCAAUUCAUAGCCAAAGAUGUGGAGCAACUGAACACUUUAUAAAGGUGUUGUGUUUAUGUUGACUGGAGCAGUUGCAUAAAUGGCCUUUCACCUACUUUCCCACUUUCAAUUUUAAAUGUGCUUAACUCUCUAAUCUGUUGGCUCAGUCCUAUCUUGCCUUACCUUGCCAUUUAGUCAAGGUGACCUUUGCCUGAGAUUCAGCCUUACAAUAAAUUUUUCGAAGGGGUGGGGAGUGUUCACAUUUGAUGAAGAAUGAGUCCCAUUAUCUGCAUCCAUCAAAGCCCUCUGUGCUCUGCUGUGUUUAAAGGUCACUGAGGAUACCAGCAUUGGAUUUCUAUGACAGGAAAGGAACCCUCCCUGUGUCAGAUCUUAGUCCUUAUAUGUGCCAAAGUUACACACGUGGAAAGUUCAGAUCUCAUGAUAAGCCAGGCCUUCAUGGUUCCCUUCCCCUUUCCUCUUCCUGUGUAACCAUAAAGAAGAGCUCAGGACUUUGGCUUCCAUUUUUGAUUGAACACAGUUUAGUGUUUCAUCUGAACCAUAAAUGCUUGUUAAUUUUAACUAUGUUUUGUUGAAACAAGCCUGCUUCAUAAGCAACAGUUUGAAGUUGACCUGUUUAUUUUAUUUUAUUUUAUUUUAAAAAAGGUUUUCUAAAAAAUAGUAAAGGUCUUUCUUAAAAAGGAAAGGAGGAAAUCUGCUGUAUUUCUGUUAUAGCAUUUCCUAAUGUCCAAAUGUUCUAUAAAGUGAGACUGCUAUCCUGUGGACAGUUACAUUGGAGUAAUUAUAGUUGAAUUCAGUGUGACCUAUUUCUCUUAGUAAGUAAAGAUGCAUAGGAUAAGGAUCCCAACCCAGUUCUUGAUGGUUGGUUGUCCUGCUGCUGGGUUAACACCAGGCUAUUAUGUCUUUCUCCCUCCUGAUCUAACACAUGCACAGGCUACAAAGAAUCUCCACUUCUGUCAUGCAUCCUGUACAUAAUUUGGUAUAUCUGAGACCAUUGGAAUCAGUGGGUUUAGGCAUGCCUAAUUCUGAUUGGGAUCAGACUGUAAAAGUGUCUGCCACAGUCACAGAAAGUGUCAUUUGGACCCAGGGGAUUCAGGCUCACCAGGCUGAAAAAAAUACUCUUUGUUGAAGGUUUCCACUGAGUAAUGUACUGUUUCCCCAGGAACUUGCUUUCUCACCUUCUUUUUCAGUGGCUUUAAACAGCCAAAAUAGCACAUGAUAAACGUUGGUAAGAGUGGGUCACAUUUUACAAUGCAAUAUUUCCUCCACACAGAUGUAAAAAUCUAAUAACCUGGUAGUUCGAUAGUGACUACUACCGUACGUAUGACUGAGUGCUGUACAGUGGUACCUCAGGUUACAUACGCUUCAGGUUACAUACGCUUCAGGUUACAGACUCCGCUAAUCCAGAAAUAGUGCUUCAGGUUAAGAACUUUGCUUCAGGAUGAGAACAGAAAUCGUGCUCCGGCGGCGCGGCAGCAGCAGGAGGCCCCAUUAGCUAAAGUGGUGCUUCAGGUUAAGAACAGUUUCAGGUUAAGUACGGACCUCAGGAACGAAUUAAGUACUUAACCUGAGGUACCACUGUAUUCACCUUGCGAAUAUCCACAGUGAAUGUUGGCAGUGACCAUUUUGACGAUUGACCCUAGUUACUUACCUGUACCUAGGACUGUCAGUAAACAGAUUUUCAAAUUGGGUGUGUGUGUAGAAACACGUUAUGAUAGCAGGGUGAAAUAAAAAUGAAUAUAUCAACAGCAUGAUCCUAAGGUUAUUUACUCAGAAAUGAAUUCCACUGAGUUUAGUGAGACUUCCUUGGUUGAAAGCUCAGAUUUGAAAACAUUUCCUAUUAGGUUUAGAAUGAAAUCAUUUGUACGUCCCUGAAAAUAGACAUCACAUACUUCAGUGAUGAUAUUCAAGAUAACUGUGUUUAUGUCAUCAGGGUGGAAUUGAAUAUUCGGAGGCCAUUCUUGAUACUAUGUUUAUAAGAGCUGCACUAUGGAAACGUUUGUUAAUAUCAAGGCCACAUUCUGCUAUGCCGGGCCUGCAAGUUUUGUAACCUGAGAAAUAGGUCUCCUUCAGGAGAUGCCCUACACAUCAGACCAGUGCUGUGCCACAACGCUUCUGUAACUUUCCAGUCCAAGGCAGAAGUGAUGCAGCCCAUUCUGUUAAUUUAUAGAAUGAGAAAUUUAUGACCAUAGCCCCUGUGGAAAACCUGUUUGUGUAAUGCAAUCCGUGGAGUUGCAAGAUGCCCAUAGUUAAUACACCCAAUAGCUUGGCUACUGUGGUCUUGGCACUGGUGACCCCAAGACUGGAGUGCUGCAUUGUGCUCUGUGUGGGGCUUCCCUUGGGUUUAACCUGGAAGCUGCAGCUAGGUUGUUGACUGGGGACAACAUCAUCUAACCCUUAAUAACCUGGGACAAGUUCACCUACAAGAUUGCCUUACCCCAUAUGUGCCCACUUGACCACUUCGAUUAGCGGAAUUGGCACUACUACAGGUGCCGCAUAAUAACCAUUCUGCAUUUGUAAGAACUCAAUUAUUUAGUCUGACAGCAUCUACACUUUGGAACUCCCUGCCUAUUGAUCUCAAGCAUGUGUGACUUCACUGUAUUCUUGUUUAGGCAAGCCUACACAGAUGCUUAGAAAUGCUUGCGUGAAUUUUAAUCUGUUUUCAUAUUUUAACUUUUUGUAUGUUUUAAUAUAUUGUACAUUUUUCUUGAUUUUAUUGUUUUGUAAACUGCCUUGAGGGUGUGUUGUUGUUGUUGUUUUUAACAAUCAAGCAGCAUACAAAUUUUGUGAAAUAAAUAAAUAAAAUAGAUAAAACACCCCUGUUGAGGGAAUUGCUCUGGCUGCCGUUAUGCCACCGGAUGUAGUUCAGUAUUUUGUUUUUAGCAUUUAAAGUCCUAAACAACUUGGGACCAGGUUACCUAAGUAACCACCUCACUCUAUAUAUCCCUUUCUGGCAAGUGUGCCCCUUAGAUGGGGCACUGCUAAGAGUACUGCAUGCCCAGGAGCUGUGCUUGUUCUAGAAAGAGGUGUUUUAGUGUUGCAGCUUCAGCCCCCUGGAAUCAAUUACCAGCCAAUAUUUUACUGGCACUCAGUGUCAUGAAGUUUAGGCACCUACUAAAUGCAUUUUUGUUUAAGAAGGCUUUACCUGAGGUGUGAGCCAAAUAUUUCUUAAAUGUAAAUUGUACACUUGUAUUAAUGGUUUUGCUGUUUUUCGAGUUUGUAGCCCUGUUUAGGGAAAUUUUUAAUGUUUGAUUCUAUUUUUAAUACUCUGUUGGGAGCCGCCCAGAGUGGCUGGGGAAACCCAGCCAAAUGGGCAGGGUAUAAAUAUUAUAUUAUUAUUAUUAUUAUUAUUAUUAUUAUUAUUAUUAUUACUACUAUUAUUAUUAUUUAAUUGAUUUUAGAAUUUGUAUUGUUGUGUUUUGUUUUAUCUCAUUGAACCCCACUUUGAUGGCCUUCCACUAUCCCACAUUGUCAGUAUACGUUAUGAAAUUUGUCUUUCAUCUUAAGUGGAGUGCCCUGAGAUACGUAAUUAAGUGGCCACCACAUGCUGAAUGACUUUCUGUGUCACACCUUGCAGAUAAAGCAUUAUCAUCAUGCGCAAUGCAGACCCUUCUAAUCCUCUCUGACAAUGUUUUAUGCACUAUCUGGCCUGAUAUACCAAGUAGCAGCUCUUGUGACUGUUAGGAUUUGACAUGCCUUUGGCAACUUUGAGUGGAUUUCAUCAUCUGAAUUAUCUCGGUGGCAGGGAAUAGACUAGUAUGUGAAGGUCAGGAAAAAGUAGUCAGGUAUAUAUUUUUCUGCUGCUAAUGAUGUUACAUGCUCUGCAUGAGAAAUGGCAUUACAUUUAGCAUUAUGUGAGACCUGCAGCCUAGCUCUGUGAACUUCAGUAACCUUGCCUAAAAGGUAUCGGAGAAUGAAAAUAGCUCUUGCCUGAGUUGAUUUGCUAUAUUCAGUUCUGAAUCUGUCCCAAGUAAUGCUACUAGGCUACACUGCAAUUCUAACUGCUGUUGAGCUAAAUACAUGCUAAGCUUACACGGAAACAGCACAGUCUCACCUGUGCAAACACAACUUUAGGUAGCAUUUAAUGCUGAUUCCCCUCCAGUUUCAGGGCAGAUGUCUCACUGAUGCAGAUUAGAAGGUCUUUGCACGUGGCAAAGUCAAUAUAGAUAAGGCGUAAAAAAGCAAUUUGAAGCUGUAACAAAAGUAUGUUCUGUGGGCUACAAUUCAAGAAGCAUUUCUGUGUGCCUCGGGAAAAAUCCAGCGUUCAUUUUCUACCAGAGAAUUGCAACUUGGUGAGCAGGGGGUGAAAACUCAACCAUAAUUUGCACCCCCUAAAGUGGAGGUAUAUAUUCUGUGGCUCUCCAGAUAUUGUUGGGCUCCAGCUUCCUUCAUCUCUGACCAUUGACCAUACUGCCUAGGAGGGCUGCAGGGGGUCACCCUUGCCCUGAAGUGUUAAGCAUUGGUCUCAGACUCUGAUGUUCUGACAGUCUGUUUUCAACUGUUCUUAGGAAAAUGUGCACAUUACUAAAAAAAAACAAAAAACAUACUCACUGGCUUGGAUCCUAACAGCCCUUACAUGAAUAUAACAGAGUUUUUGUUCACAGAACAGGGCUUUCACACUUUUCACCUUCCCUCUGUAUCCCCUGAAAAUCUGCUCUUGGGGAUUGGGGAAACCCUUGAAAAUAAUGUGUGAUACGGUGGUGCAGUGCGAGGCAGUAGUUGGCGGCAAUUGACCUCCCCCUUUCAUGAAUGGAGGAACAACCUGGGAUCCAAGUCAUUGCGCUUGCUUGUGUAUCUAGAAAUAUAUUGUCAACAAUGCAACCUUCAAAUUUAAACAAAAAAUUCCUUUAAAUUCCACUCAUUUUUAUCUGAAUCACCCUAUGCUAAGAAUUCAGCUCUGUAGUUCAGCAUCUGUAGAGCCUUGUUCUUUGAUGGUUUAACCUAAGGCAUGGGUAGGCAACCUAAGGCCUGGGAGCCGGAGCUGGCCCAAUUGCUUUCUAAAUCCGGCCCAGGGACGGUCCGGGAAGCAGCAUGUUUUUACAUGAGUAGAAUGUGUCUUUUUAUUUAAAAUGCAUCUCUGGGUUAUUUGGGGGGCAUAAGACUUCGUUCUUUUUUCCCUUUCCCCCCCAAAAUAUAAUCUGGCCCCCCUCAAGGUCUGAGGGACAGUGGACCUGGCCCCCUGCUGAAAAAGUUUGCUGACCCCUGACCUAAGGCCUCAACAGAUAGACCAAACAGGCAUUUGGUGUAAGAGAUUUUAGAUCAAAGCAUUGAAUUCUGAUUUACACACAAAGGUACUUCUUAAAUUUAAAAAGUCCAUUCUAGUAGUAAUCUGGUAGGUUACUAUUUGGUUAUUGUAGAAAAUGGGCCAUAUACAUUACAUGCAUGCCAAAAAUAUUGAAACUCUCUCUCUCUUACAGUGGGAUCUUGUGUGUGAAAACGACUGGAAAGCACCUCUAACUACCUCUUUGUUCUUUGUGGGCGUACUGAUUGGCUCCUUUGUAUCUGGACAACUCUCAGACAGGUAAAGUGUAUAUAUUAAUGGUUUUGUGUGUUUUUUUAGACACAACUCUUUAAAAAUCAGUCAGAGCUAAGUUUCUGCAUUGCAUGGAUUUAUUUUUCAACUGUAGUGAAUUAGCUGAUUUCUAAAUAGGUAACACCAAAAUGCCUGGUUCUUCUUGAUUGCACGAUCUGUGAUGGACUUUGAGAGCACAACAUGCUUCCCAUAACUUUUUUUCUUUUAGUUAAGCAUGAGGUAUUUCAUCAAAUUUUGUAUUUACAGUAGUAUCUCAAACAAUAAUUUGAGUGAUGCCAUCUUUCCACCCUUGAGCAAUUUUAAAUAAUCAACAUAGCCAUCAAUUUAAGCUGCCAGCACAACAGAAACUAAUAUAUUUGAUAUUUUCCUUUAUCGUUCAGAUAUGCUUAUCACAACUAUGAAUGAUGCCAUUUUGACAUUAUGAAAUAAGUAAAACAAAAUUUCAUUGUGAUGUGUUUUAUGGCCAAGCUUUGGCUUAACUUACCUGCUUAGAUAUCUCUGUGUAUGUAUGUAAUGCAGUAGCUCUGAUGAAAAUGAAACUGGAUGUUAUGUACUGAACAUAUUUAGGAUACAAUUGUACUUUUCAUGCCUGAACCUCAGCUUAAAUUCUGCACUUUUUUUUCAAGGGGUCAGGCAGGACAUAAAACACAGUGUAAAGUGAUAUUGCCCUUACAUUGAAAUGUAAUAAUGCAACUUAGUACUGUAUCUGCAUAGACAACACAAUUUUCUGCUUGGAGUACAUACAGCGCAACUGUCGCUCCCAUUUUUCAUCUCAAUCCAGUUCACUCUCACAACCUGUUAAAAAUCACUUGAUAACAAGAUACAUCAUAAAAGAACUACUCAAGAACAGCAACAAUGUAAAAACAUCAUAUCCUUAUUCUGUUUGAGUUGUCCAUUGUAUUUAAAAAGCAGGGCAAAUUUGGCUAAAAAUAAAAUGUUUCCCUUUGGAGAUAAAUGUUUACUGAAAAUGUAAGAAUUUUUCCAUAACCUUUAAAGUAGUAAUUUGAAACACCUGCAUAUGUUUAAAUAAUCACAGAAAACACAUCAAAAUAGCCAUGCUUUGUUUAAAAAUAAAAGCAAGAAGUCAUAAUUCAUAUCACACCUGAAAUGCAAAGUAAACAUUGAAUACAUUGGGCAGAUGACAAUUAUUGGAUUUUUACUCUAGUGCCAACCUACCUUACAAGUGGCUUUUUUUAUCAUGGCACAAGCCACAGUGUUUCUCAAACUUGGGUCCCCAGUACAGCAGUUUAAAGUAAUGGGAACAAAAGUUUGAAUCCAGAGAAACUUCCUCUGCUUCCAACCCAAAUAAAUGUUUUGGUUCUCUUUAAGAAUAUAAGAAGAACCAUGAUGGAUCAGGCCAAAGGCCAACCUAGUCUAGCAAUCUCUUCUAACAGUGGUCAACCUGGUGUCUAUGUGUAGCCCACUGAGUGGACCUGAGUACAACAUCAUUCUCCCCACUCCCAGUAACUGGUAUUCAAGGGCAUACUAUCUCUAGUAGGGGAAAGGGUCCCCAUCAACCUACUGUUCCCAUCAACCCCAGCUAAUGUGGCCAGUAGUCAAAGAUUAUGGGACUUGCAGUCCAGCAACAUCUGGAAGGCACCAGAUUGGGUACCCCUGAUGCAGAGAGAAAACAUGGCUGAGGGAGAUGUGAUCAAGAGGACCCCCAUGAAAGUUAAUAAAUAUUAAUCCCCACAAAUAUACACCCCAGACCCUAGAUUUCUACUAUUUUAAUGUUUCAUAAACUAACAUGAUUUUUAUUUAUCUUUGUCCCAUGAUAGGUUUGGAAGGAAAAAUGUGCUGUUUGUCACAAUGGGAGUCCAGACUGGCUUUAGCUUCCUCCAGAUCUUCUCAACAACCUGGGAGAUGUUUUCCAUCCUGUUUCUCAUAGUUGGAAUAGGGCAGAUCUCUAAUUAUGUGGCAGCGUUUGUACUUGGUAUGUAACAGUCUUUAAGCAGAGUAUGAAUUCUCAGUAUUACUGCCAACUUUCUCAACGAGCGAUGUUAUGUUUAGGGGCUCUUCCUCCUCCCACAAUACAUUCCUCCCCCUCCCAGUGCAUGCUAAGCCAUUAUAAAGAUUGGGCAAGCUGUACACCAGGGGUCGACAAACUACGGCCCCCGGGCCAGAUCAGGCCCACCUGGGUUCUAAAUCUGGCCCGUGCCGUGAAGCCGAGACUCCCGGUGAUGGCAACAGGAGGAAGAGGUUGACCAGUGGCUGCUCUGCCACUCAAACACUGUGCCUGGUUUACCUCUGCGGCAUUUGAUUGGCAGAGAUGUCCCCAUUCCGCAGCAUUUGAUUGGUAGAGCUGCCACUGCUCAGCCUCUUCCUCCCAUCUUCCUCCCAUCGCUGUCGCCGCCCUGGUGCUCCUGUGGAGAGAGUGGAGCGGACAGGCUUGCUCUGCCUACCCAUGAGAAGCAGAAGUAGCAGCCGUGGCGGCAGCCCCUGGAAUGGUAAGUGCAGCGGCUGGGUCUGAGGCUAGGGGGUGGAGAGGAGGACUACUUGUCCCCCUCGUCUCUUCUUCCAGCUACCCCUCCCAACCGGUGCUGCUACUCCGGCCCGCCACAAGGUCUGAGGGACAGUGGACAAGCCUGCUGCUAAAAAAAAUUGCUGACCCCUGCUGUACACGUUUCCCUUAGCCCCAUACAGCUCGUUCUCUUCACUCUGUGUAAGAGUGUGUAAGACACUCAAGCUCUGAGUUUUAAGUUACCAAACUGAAAUGGCAACAGAGUCUGCAGUGGAAGAUGUUAGGGUGUGCAGACCUUCCAGUCUUCAUAAUAGCCCAACAUACACAUUGAACAGAUAGAGAAGACAGGGUUUUAUUGAACCUAUAGCAGUCUUCCCAUAAGCUAAUUGUGCGUUUUGUCCUGUGGCUUCAGUCUUUCAUACUGUAGAAUUGAAUGGGAUUUAAGCAGCAUAAGGGUCAAAUUAAGUAUUAUGUUAUAAAGGUAUGACUGUAUCCCCAGUGCCUUUUUAUUUUUUAUUGGAAAGAUAUCAAAGAGGCAUACAGACAUCUAUUUCUUUCUAACCGAAUGAAUAUACUAGCCUGCAGUACUGGCAAAGAUUAGAGUGUGAAUUCUUUGCUAACCAUUCAUUUGGUCUUGCAUCCAGUGGCCAUUAGAGAGUUAAUAAAUAUCUUAUGUGAAGGCUAGACUAUCUUUUUGAACUGUAUUUCAAUAUAUUACAUCCUCUUAACCCAGAAUAUUAUGUACUAUCAUAUACAGCAAAUGCUUGAUCAUGAGGAACUCACUCAUCACUAUCAAUCUAAAUACUCUUCUUUAUGCAGGAUCAGGGACAGAAGUAGAGGCAUAUCUUAUAUCCAAGGAAGAUGCACUAGGCUUUUUAAAAUGUUUUCCAAACACAUUUGGGUAAAACAAGAGGGCUUUUUAAAAGUUAAAAGGCUAAUCAACACUCCCUUGUUUUGAACAGGCACAGAAAUACUUGGCAAAUCAGUCCGUAUUAUCUACUGCACAUUAGGCGUUUGCAUAUUUUAUGCGUUUGGCUACAUGCUGCUGCCACUGUGCGCUUACUUCAUCAGAGACUGGCGGAUGCUGCUAGUGGCUCUCACUAUACCUGGCCUGCUGUACGUUCCACUGUGGUGGUGAGUGUAUUUUAAAUAAAAGUGUUCACAUUUUGGAAGCUACACCAAAAACUAGUGCUAGCUAAUGCCUUUACUGGGGGCACCCUCAGUUGAUUUAUUUUUUUUCAAAUUACGUACAUACAUCAUUUUAUUUGUAUACUGUAUGUCCUUUCCAUAGUUCAAACUGUGCUGAGGCAGCUUAGAACAUGAUAAAAUGCACAGUUCCAACAUAACAGAAGUAGUGGAAAAUAAUGAAUAAAACAUAAAAAAUAUACAACCAAACUGAACAAUUUCCACAGAAAUAAUAAGAUCUGAAAUAAAGAUACAAAAAAUUAAUAUCAACAGCAGCAACAAUCUCCCCAGCAAAACUCCCAGCCCAAGUGUCUGUUCAACAGCCUCAGAUUUUGUAGCUGGAGUCAGUCUGGGCCCCAUGCUCCCAGGUAAGGUGGAAAAGGCCUGCAAGACAGGAAGCAGAUCUUUUAGGACUCACAGCCCCCACCCUCUCUCUCUCUCUAUAUAUAUAAUUUUUGUGUUUUCUCAUAUAUAUAUAUACAUUUUUGUUACCAGACAACCUAGGUAACACAUAAUAAGUUACAGUGGGGGCAGGGAGGGGAAAAGGAGAAACAGGAUGCAAUGUGAAACCAAAGAGUUAAAACCAAAGGUUCAUAGUGCCAUACAGUUCAGUCUUUAACUUAUUUUAAUUCACCACAUUUCAGAUCCUAAGAAUUUAUUUUCUAUUGUUUCUCCAAGAACCCUAAGAGUUGUUUUUGGGUGAGACUUGCUGAAAUGUGUUCUUGCCACUCGUAGAAACGACUUCACUAACGUGUAUAAUACACACACACCCUUUUAUGUUGCUAGGUUAUUUAAUGUAUAGUCACAUGUUAGAAUUAGCAGGGUUGUUGCUUCCUGUAACCUCUGCCAAAAGCCCAUUCAUAUGCGUAGAAUAAAUUGCUCCUUUUCAUACAGGCUAAUGCCCCUAAUCUUGCUCUGUUUAUACACUGGCUCUUCAACAUUGUAUUUCUAUGCAAGGAGGACAGAGGAUAGCAUUGAAGUUAAAGUCUUUUUGACCAUGGUGGUUUGGGAUGUAGGCUUAACAACCCUGGCUGUUCUGUUGAAGUUACGUUGAAACAUCACAGGUUCAUUCCAGAAUCGCCUCGAUGGCUGCUGUCCCAAGGCAAGAUUAAAGAAGCAGAAGACAUCAUUCGGAAAGCUGCAGAAAUGAACCAUGUUGCUGCUCCAGAUGUAAUAUUUGACCUCAUUGAGGUAAACCUGCCCAUGUGUUGCAUCUGUUUACAUUUUCUUCCCAGUGUCUGGAUAUGGCAGUGCCCAUUAAAAUGUUCUGCUUGAUGAGAUGAAAUCUAGUUCUCCAGUAAUGAACCUAUCUAUAUACAAUCAUUUUCAACCCAUUUAAUGUUAUAUGAAGAGCAUUUUAUACUGUGGGUUGAAUCCAACUAAGUUCGACUUAAGAGUGGACCCAUUUAAAUUAAUGGACCUCCAUUAAUAAUGUCUUAGUAACUGUCUACUCUGAGUAGGAUUAAUAUUGGAUGCAAUCCUAUAACUUGUGAUUUGGCAACAUCCUGGAUUUGCUUCUCAACUCCUUUAAAAUGCAGCACUCUACUUAUUCUUUAUGUUAGGCUGGCAUAAAUGUUAAAGCUAGGACCUUUUUAGAUCAUCUGUAGAAAAUAGAAUUCUUGGGUGAUCCAGUAUUUUGUACUUUAGUCCUGAGUCAACUCCUGUACAAUUUGCUGGCAGAAGUAGAAUGAACUUUAAACUACAAAGCAACCUGCUUAGAAUGUCAGGAUGUUUUGUACAUUGAUAUAAAUUAGUCACACAUGUACAGUUUUAUGACACUUCCUACUGAACAACCUGUGGUUUGCAGCCUAAAAUCUUGCAAAUCUUCUACUGUUUUGUUCAAAAUCCAUAUAUUAAAUUUGCACACAGUGACUACAGUUAAACUUGCUGGAUACUUUAUUCUGACUACAGUUAAACUUGCUGGAUACUUUAUACUGAUCCCCAGGAAAAAGCCUGAAUUAUGGAAAAAAGCCUUUUCAGUGCAGCCAUGGAAAAUUAAUAUAGUGUCAGUCACAGAAACCAGAAAAUGUAGUUUCACAUUUAUUCUAAACAAAUACCAGAUCACACUACCUACCAGAUCACACAUUUCCAGGAGCUGUCAUUCAAAUUAGCAGUGGCCACUUCUGCACUGAAUCAUCACCCAUAUAAUUUUUUUUUAAAACAACAGCACUUAACAGCAAAAAUUCCUUAUUUACCUUGAACAUGCAACUGACAUUUCCUGCUGCAUGAAAUGCCACUUUAUUUUAGAGAAAGAAAGCAGGUUUUCAUGUGUGCAUCCGUAAUUUUUGUCUAUAGCUACAAGAUGUGAAUUCCCAGGACCAGCGGUCAUACAGCAUUCUGGACCUGGUGAGGACCCAGAAUAUCCGAUCGAUUACUAUCAUGUGUGUGAUUUUAUGGUAAGCAGUUGCUGAACAGACACAAAGCUUUCCUUUCCUUAUGAGACAGCUAAUUCAGAGCAGCUUCCCCCAAGCUAGUGCCCUCCAAAUGUCAUGGGGACUGCAACUCCAAUCAUCCCUGACCACUGGCUAUGCUUCCUGGAGCUGAUGGGAGUUGUGGUCCAAAACAUUUUGAGGAAACUAGGUUGAUUCACAGUAGUUGAGACUGUGGCUGUAAUCACACACCUAUAAGCACCCAGGAGCCACAUUGCAUAACAUUAUUUAUGUAUAAAUGCGUGUGUGUGGCAUUUCACAUAGCAGCAUAUUGAAAUGCCUCUGCUCCAGUCUAAAUCCCAAACUCUUAUCUAUUAUUCCAGCUAGCAUUUGCUUUGAGAAUGUCUAUCAAAGAUUCACUCACCUUGGUUUUUUGUGUGUUUACUGCAGCAGAUAAAUCCUGCUGUUUUGAAGUUGGACGCUACGCUGUCACAACUAGCUUCACAUAGUUUGUCUGCUGCCAUUUUGCUUCCAAUGGCAAGUUUAAAUUCACAUCCACAUUAAAUAUAUAUAUAUAUUCAUGUAUAAAACUAACAUGUCAGGGGGACGUUUAUGGGCUCCACCUCCUUGAUUUGCAUAUUUUGAAUGUAUAGGGAGAUUUGUACAUGAGGGAGUGUUCAGAGACUGUGUUCCCCACCUACAAUCAAAAGUGGUGCAGUCUGGUAGCAUGUGAGGCUUCAGAUCCUGUGUGUGAGGUCUAGGAAUCCCUUUAGUUCAGAUACCUUAAGAGAAGUCAGUGGUGGAACUGGUAUGUGUACCCAUGCUCUUCACAGCACAACGAAAGUACCAUUUGAAACAAGCAAACUGCCAGGAGGUCUAAUUAAUGCAAUUCUUACAAGUGCUGCCUGAUCAGAUUACUACAUAUCCAGACCUCUGUUGGGUGUCCCCUUCUCAUGCCACUUUGAGUGGUGGAGAGGAGAGGAAGGACAUGUUCCCUCCACGCUGAGAUUGAGCCAUUACCCUCACAAGGGGUCUGAGCCCCUGGGAUUAAUACAGUUGGGACUGGACAAGAAUGUGAAUGCCAACAAACGGGGGCAGAUUGCAUUUCUUUCUAAUUGGGAACCCUCGCUAUCAUGUGUAAAUGUAUGUGUGUUUCUUUUUUUUAAAUCUGUUGAUUUUAUCAAUAUUUUGAUAAUUUCAUUAUGUUUUUAAAGCCAGUUUUAUUGUCAUUUUUAAUGAACAUUUGAUACCAUUUUAUGCAAACUGCUCAGAGACUUUUUUAUUUGGCAGUGUAUAAAUCCUGCUAAAUAAAACAAAACAUAAUUUUCAAAGCCUAGUCCAAUGCAGCACUUAUUCUGAGGCCUCUGAAUAUUUAUUACAAUAUAGCUCUGUCUUUCAGGAUGGUCAUUUCCAUUGGCUACUUUGGCCUCUCUCUGGACACCCCUAACCUGCACGGAGACAUCUAUCUCAAUUGCUUCCUUUCGGCAAUCAUCGAAGUCCCAGCUUAUACCAUCUCUUGGUUGCUCCUCCAUUAUCUUCCCCGGCGGUAUUCAAUGGCAGGAGUCUUGUUCUUAGGAGGAUGUGUCCUUCUCUUCAUUCAGUUGGUACCUGCAUGUAAGAAUAUUUUACUUGAUGUGAACUUUUCCCCUACUUUUGUAGAUAUAAGCCACAAGGCCAAGCAGGUUGAACUGUGGGCAUUACAGGUAGAAUACUGAGCGGGUGACUGUACUUGUCCAUUAGUGCACAGUUUAAAAUAGAAGCCUAUUCUGCUUCUGUUCAUUAUAUCUGAAGACCAAUAUAAGACAGAAAGGGAGCUUACAGUGCUGAGAAUAUGCUGUCAGAUUUGGGGGUUUUAUGUUUGAUUCUGUAUUUAAACUGUUUUUACACUUAUUUCUUGUCACUCUCCCAGGGACCAUUAUAACAUGAUGUGGCAUACAAAGUUUGUACAUAAAUAAAUGAGCUCUCUCAUUUGUUCCUAUUAUACCAGCAACUGAACACUACUCUGACAAUAUUUUUAUUUGGGGUGGGGUUGUUCUAUCAGCCACUUCACAUUGUGAUAUCAGCUUUUGAAAAGAACAACAUAUUGGAUAUUCUUUUUGAAGUGCCAUGUGAUUCAUAGCCUAGGUUUUGAUUUUGGCUUUUUGCUGCAACAGACUAACAUGACUAGUCUUUGUGAAUCUAUUUAUUUAUUACAUAUGUGGACCACUUUUUCCUCCAAGGAGCUCAAGGUGGUGUACAUGGUUCUCCAACCCAACCCAACCCAGUUUUGUCUUCACAACAACUCUGUGAGGUAGGUUAGGCUGAGACACAGUGCCUGGCACAAGGUUACCCAGUGAGCUUCUCAACUAAGUGGGGAUUCGAACCCUGGUUUCUCAAAUCGUAGUCUGACACUCUAUCCAUUACAACAGACAGGUUUAAAAGAAGUAGGAUAAAGUGAAUGGCAGAAGGCAGAUAAACUUCAGUGACACAUAGCUUGAUUCUCAUUUGUAGACCUCACUGUGUUCUCCGUUACCCUGGUGAUGAUUGGAAAGUUUGGGAUCACAGCCUCGUUCUCAAUGGUUUAUGUCUACACUGCUGAGCUCUACCCAACGGUUGUGAGGAACAUGGGAGUUGGUGCCAGUUCAAUGGCCUCCAGAUUUGGCAGCAUCCUCUCGCCUUACUUUGUAUAUCUUGGUAAGUUCCCAGCUAUCUUAUUUUCUGCCAGGCAAAGUACCACUACUCUCCCUUUUAGUGCCACAAGCCACUCAGUUCAGUAUUAUUGCAGGGUACAAUGAAUAGUACGGGCAAAGUUAACUGAUCUUCGUGUUGAGAGGCUCCAGGUAAGCUUCCAAGCAACCUUAGAAGUCCUCAGAACACAGUUUGCAAAGAACUGGUCUGUGCAAAACAUCAUGACAAUAACUACUUAUUACUUCCCUUGCCCCCCUGUGCUUCCUACCAGGUGCUUAUGAUAGAUUUCUUCCCUACAUUCUAAUGGGAAGCUUGACAGUGCUAGCAGGAAUUGUCACCCUGUUUCUUCCGGAAAGUUACGGCAUGCCUCUCCCAGAUACCAUUGAACAGAUGCUAAGAGUUAAAGGGUAAGGAGAAACCAUUUCUUCCAUUAUUUAAACAAACAGGGAUUGCAGCCAGUAUCAUCGUGGGUCAUGCUGUAAAAAUGUUGGGAAUCAAAUUAUAGAAGAGAUUAGGACAGUAUAGAAGAGAUUAUAGAAGGGAUUAGAGCAGUAUACAGUGGUACCUCGGGUUAAGUACUUAAUUCAUUCUGGAGGUCCGUUCUUAACCUGAAACUGUUCUUAACCUGAAGCACCACUUUAGCCUCCUGCUGCUGCCGCGCCGCCAGAGCACGAUUUCUGUUCUCAUCCUGAAGCAAAGUUCUUAACCUGAAGCACUAUUUCUGGGUUAGUGGAGUCUGUAAUCUGAAGCGUAUGUAACCUGAAGGUACCACUGUAUACAGAGUAGUCAGUAGUGUUGCUUGGAGAUCUGAAAAAGAUAUUUCAACAAGAAAUAAUGAAAACAAGGAAAACAGAUGGCUCAAUUCCUGAGAAACAGUGGGGUGGUAUGCCAGCUAGAUAAAUAUUAAUUACUUGUCUCUAUUGUAGCUUCUUAGAUACAAACCAAACACUCUAAUUUUUAAAAUAUGCUCAAGCCAACCAAUUUAUUAUGAAGGAGAAGCAGGCGAUUGGAUCCCUUUCUGGGUCAGAGCCCCUCUCCAGUUUCCCAAUGGAAAUUCAUCCCCACCCCUGAUGCUGUUUGCCUCCAGAGAUGCAAUUGGCAGUAGCAGUUUAGGGGGUAAAUAUCACCAUGGCAGGGCGCAGGACAAUUUUCAGAAAGAAGCUGUUGUAAGAAUCUAAUCUGGAUUGGUGCUCCAUAUGAAGUGGCCAGCUGAAGCAUACUUUUUACAAAUUAAAGGUCUGAUUAAUAUACUAUGUUCUUUGGGCAGUGGGGCUAACCAAAGUCAAAGUUUGGUUUUACAUGUAGAUGACAGAUCUGCCUAUUGAAUGAGGCAUUUCCUUGAAUGUAAAUGUGAAAUGUAUUACAGCAUCAUGCAAGCUUUUGCUUUAACAGUUUCCUGUUUUUCUUUCUAUUUAUUUACAGAAUUAAUUACAGAAACACAUCUAAAAGCAAAAAUACAUUAAAAGAUGAAGAAGAAAAUUCAGUGAUUAUAAAAGGCACGACAUUCUGA